AUGACAUUUACAGAUUUGAGUGAUCAGAUUGACCUCGCAGAGUACUUGUUCCGACGCCUAUAUCAGGCUGGCGUCCGAGCUGUCCAUGGUGUCCCAGGCGACUAUAACCUCACCGCACUGGACUACAUUGUUCCAGCUGGGUUGGAAUGGAUUGGUAACUGCAACGAACUCAACGCAGGAUAUGCAGCCGACGGAUAUGCCCGGGUCAAAGGGAUCUCAGCACUCACCACGACUUUUGGCGUCGGGGAGCUUUCCGCUAUCAACGCCGUUGGAGGUGCAUAUGCUGAGAUGUCACCGGUGGUUCACAUCGUCGGGACACCUCCCAGAAAGUUCCAGGCUCAAGGGAAGCAGAUCCACCAUACCCUCUGCACUGGUGACCCUAGUGAUUACACCAUCUAUGCAGACAUGACAGUGAAGAUUACUGCGGCACGAGAAAGCCUCACCGAUGAAACAACGGCUACAGCACAGAUUGACCGUGCGCUUCGUGAAUGCGUCCUUCAAUCAAGGCCCGUCUAUAUCCAGCUGCCAACCGAUAUGGUGACCGCAAAAGUGUCGGUUGCCCCGCUGGUCAACCCUCUGGAAUUUACCGUCCCAUCAAAUGACGUCAACAUAGAAAUUGAAGCCGCUGACCAUAUAUUGCGGAGGAUAUAUGCCUCCACGCAGCCUUUCCUGCUGGUGGAUGCUGGAGCUUCGCGGUAUGGGGUGACUGGCGAGGCUAACAAGCUCGCCCGCAUCACCGGAUUUCCUACAGGCACAACACCUUUUGGUAAGAGCAUCAUCAAUGAGACGCUACCUAAUUUCCAUGGAGUGUAUAGCACAGUCGGGAAAAACGCAUUUUCUUCCUGGGUCAAAGCCUGCGAUCUUGUGCUCUACAUCGGACCACGGUUGAGCAAUAUCAACACGUGUGGGUUCACGACCAUUCCCAGCCCUGAGGUAGCCAUAACAUUUGAUCGCGACACCGUCACCGUCUGCGACGGGAGCAGCGGCAGCCUAAUAUCAUACCACGUCAACAUCAAAGGACUAAUGCAGCAAAUCCUCGGACGCCUUGAUCAAACGAAACUGCCAACAUAUACGCCAUACCCAGACCUACCGAAGCCGCGACAAGAUCUGGCCGCACUUCCUAUCGCGCGGCCUGCGGAUAGAUUGGACCACGCAACUUUCUGGCCGCGGUUGUCCCAUUUCUUCCGCCCCGGAGACAUCAUCAUGACGGAGACCGGUACAUCGAGCAGUGGCGGGCGUGAGUUUGUACUCCCGGAAAACACGCAGUUGAUCAACUCGAGCAUCUGGCUCUCCAUCGGGUUUAUGCUUCCGGCCGCGCAAGGGGCUUCCCUUGCUCAGAGAGAUUUGGCACGAGCCGGGCAGAUGCAGGGGCGAACGAUACUUUUCGAAGGAGACGGCAGUUUCCAGGUGACCGCGCAGGAGCUCAGCACAGUGAUUCGCAAACGGCUGGAUAUGAUUAUCUUCCUAAUCAACAACAACGGCUACACCAUCGAGCGGCUAAUUCAUGGCUGGAACGCGGAAUACAAUGAUAUCGCUCCUUGGAGGUACCUGGAAACCCCAAGGUGCUUUGGGGCUCCGGCAGAUGGGUCGUACCAUGUGCAGACAGCAAGGGUUACUACAUGGGGCGAGCUUCAAACACUCCUUGCCGACCAGAGUUUCCAAGACGGGAGUGGGUUGAGAAUGGUGGAAGUCAUGCUGGGCACCCACGAUGCUCCUGAGACGCUCAAAGUUCUUGCUUCCGGAAAUAUUAAGGUAUAUCAGGAGAAAAAUUAG
Aspergillus tanneri is the source of this 1773-nucleotide messenger RNA. RefSeq names its product alpha-keto acid decarboxylase family protein. The record is from RefSeq and is a predicted model, not a curated record. Gene Ontology annotation, molecular function: magnesium ion binding; carboxy-lyase activity; thiamine pyrophosphate binding. The coding region runs from base 1 to 1773 and encodes 590 amino acids. NCBI's taxonomy places the organism in Eukaryota, Fungi, Ascomycota, Eurotiomycetes, Eurotiales, Aspergillaceae. The transcript has a single exon.